AUGAACUAUGUUACUGGACCACUAAUCGUGGACCUCUUCCUCCUCGCCAUCCUGGCCAUUGGUAGACAAGAAGUCCACGAUGGUACAGUAGGAGCCGACAAUAUCGACCCGAUCAACAUCAUGGUCUUCUUCAUCACACUGGCCUACAUCGCCAUCUCCAUGGACUCCACAGGACUGAUCAGAUGGUUAGCCUACAAAGUACUGCAAAGUGGUGGGAGUAACGGCAAGCGACUGUAUCUCUACCUCUACACCUUCUUCUUCGCUUUGGCUAGCUUCAUAGGCAAUGAUCCGGUGAUCCUCUCCGGCACUCCAUUUCUGGCUUAUAUGACCAGAAUAUCUAAGAACAUCGAGAACCCGAAGGCCUGGAUCUAUACACAGUUUGCCUUGGCCAACAUUGCCUCCGCGAUUCUGGUCUCAUCGAACCCAACUAACCUGGUUCUGGCCGGGGCGUUCCAGAUCAAGUUCAUUGUCUACACCGCCAACAUCAUUGUGCCAGUCAUCGCGACCGUGAUCCUGCUAUGUCCCUUUUUGCUGUACUUCAUCUUCCGCAGCGAGGCUCUUAUACCUGCUUCUAUCCAGCUGUAUGAGCUUCCAGAGUUAGCGAAGAACAAGGCGCCAGUGAAUCCGAACAUUCCGAACGCUGAGACUGAGGCCAAUUCGUCAGGGGAAGGAGAAGACAUGGCAUUGCUGGAGGAGAUCUUAAAUCCUUAUCUCGAGAGACGUAGUGCUGUCUUUGGAGCGUGCAUAAUGACUGCCACGCUUGUUACUAUUCUGGCAGUCAACGCAGCCACACCGGUUCAGAACUCACAUCCUGUGUGGUGGGUCACUUUACCAGCAGCGGGAGUCAUGUUGUGCUGGGACGUCACUUGGGGCUGGCUACGGCGUGAUGAAAGUCGUACAGCGGCACGAGAGAGCCGGAAGCGGGCGGAGCAGACUCAAGAAGUGGGAGAGGAGGCAGGCGAGAAGACAUUGGAUGGGUCGCCAACGGUCUUAUCGGAGCGAUCCAAGGUCGGGAACGAUGUCACGGCUGCGGAUAGCGGCCGUAACCUGUCAGCAGAGUUGAGUCCAGCAGAGAGCGAAGAUCUCGAAAAGGCUGGAGCUCACACAAGUCGGGAUAUCCCUGGAUCUGAUGAACCAGCCACGCUCGAGUCCGUCACAAACAACGUCUGGAGGUGGUGUCGCGAAACCUUUCCCACCGCAACUACGGUGUUAAGCACCCUUCCACUCCCUCUCGUACCCUUCUCCCUAUGCAUGUUCGUCCUCGUCCAGUCGCUGGUAACACACGGCUGGGUCGCAGUCUUCGCCUACGGAUGGGACCACUGGAUUCAUGCUACUGGGACCGUUGGCGCCGUGGGCGGCAUGGCGUUCAUGUCGAUCAUCUUGUGCAACUUCGCAGGCACAAACAUAGGGACAAGCAUCCUCCUCUGCCGCGUUGUCCAGGCGUGGCUCGCCAUUCAUGAGCAGAAUGGCACAUCAAUCAGUCAGCGAACGUUCUGGGCAACAAUCUACAGCAUGACGAUGGGCCUCAACUACGGCGCGUUUAGUCUCGCCUUCUCUGCUUCGCUCGCUGGUCUACUAUGGCGGGAUAUACUGGCACGGAAGCACGUUUUCGUGCAUAGUCUAGAUUUCAUGAGGAUAAAUUUCAGCAUCAUUGCUUUCACGACGGUAGUGGGCUGUGCAGUACUGGUGGGGGAGAUGUAUAUCAUACGGCCGACAACGCCGUAUGUCUCGACAUGA
This is a messenger RNA of Recurvomyces mirabilis, 1737 nucleotides long. RefSeq lists its product as uncharacterized. Lineage: Eukaryota; Fungi; Ascomycota; Dothideomycetes; Mycosphaerellales; Teratosphaeriaceae. The record is from RefSeq and is a predicted model, not a curated record. Gene Ontology annotation, cellular component: membrane. Gene Ontology annotation, biological process: transmembrane transport. The coding region runs from base 1 to 1737 and encodes 578 amino acids. The transcript has 2 exons.